Nicotiana tabacum (common tobacco) is the source of this 839-nucleotide messenger RNA. Lineage: Eukaryota; Viridiplantae; Streptophyta; Magnoliopsida; Solanales; Solanaceae. The record is from RefSeq and is a predicted model, not a curated record.
AUAAAAUAAGGUCAUAUUAUUUCUGUUAAUUAUGUACUGCUCAAAUUGACCUAUAAGAUUCUUGACAAGCAGAUGGGACGUUAGUGCCAUUGAUAAAUUGCCGCCAUACAUGAAAUCGUGUUAUCUUGCCAUUCUCGAUGUUUAUGCUGAAAUGGAGGAGGAAUUGGCCAAGAGAGGAGAAUCUUAUCGGGUUGACUACGCUAAAAAUGAGAUGAAAAAGUUGACUAGGGCAUAUUUUGAAGAGGCAAAGUGGUCUCAUUCAGCUUGUUAUGUCCCAACUUUUGAGGAGUACAUGAAGGUUGCACUUGUUUCUAGUGGUUACAUGAUGGUUGCAACAACUUCUUUAGUUGGCAUAGACGAUAAUUUGAUAAACAAGAAUGUCAUGGAUUGGGUUACACAUAAACCUUUAAUUGUUCAAGCUUCAACGGUAAUUGCCAGACUGAUGGAUGACAUGGCUGGACAUGAAUUUGAACAGGAAAGAGGACAUGAACCUUCAGCAGUAGAGUGCUACAUGAAGCAGCAUGGAACAUCAAAAGAAGAGGUGUUUUUGGAGCUUCAAAAAUUAGUAAGUAAUGCAUGGAAAGAUAUAAACAGACAAUGUUUGUAUCCAAGAGAAGUACCAAUGCUUAUUCUCAUGCGAGUUCUCAAUCUUGCACGCGUGAUAGAUCUCCUUUACAAAGAUGAAGAUGCAUUUACACAUUCCACUACCAAGCUCAAGAACAUCAUUACUUCAAUAUUGGUUGAUCCUGUUCCAUAAUGCAACCAUGUUAGGGUCAUCUGAUAUCAUCAUUUAUACCUAUACUGAUCUUUAUACAAAUAGUUGGUCUAAUUCAUAUUUA